Rotaria socialis is the source of this 648-nucleotide messenger RNA. Lineage: Eukaryota; Metazoa; Rotifera; Eurotatoria; Philodinida; Philodinidae. The record is from the annotation of a GenBank genome assembly.
AUGAGUGCAGCCGUGAAACCAAUAUUAUAUUCGUAUUAUCGUAGUUCAUGUUCAUAUCGAGUUCGAAUCGCUUUAAAUUUGAAGAAUAUUGUUUAUCAAAUUCAACCAGUUGAUUUACUCAAAGGAGAAGCUUCAACUGAUGAAUAUAAAAGAAUUAAUCCCAAAGGUGAAAUUCCAGUACUUCUCAUCGAUGGUAAACGACUGACACAAUCACUGCCUAUCAUCGAAUAUCUUGAUGAGACAUAUAAAAUGCCAAGACUCCUACCAGAUAACCCAUACCAACGAUAUCAGGCUCGUAUGAUUAGUGAAAUAAUCGCAUCUGGUAUUCAACCUUUGCAAAACAUCAGCGUUUUAAAACGCGUUGGUGAAGACAAAAAAGUAGAAUGGGCACGUCAUUAUAUAAAAACUGGCCUUGAUGCCGUAGAAAAAGCUCUAGAGGAAUCGGCAGGACAAUUUUGUGUAGGUAAUCAACUUUCCAUUGCUGAUUGUUGUCUUAUACCACAACUCUAUCACGCACGACGAUGGAAAAUUGAUUUAACUAAAUAUUUACUUAUUCCAUCGAUUGAAGAAAGAUUAAAUUCUAUUGAAGCAUUUAAAGUGGCUCAUCCAAAUCAGCAACCGGAUUGCCCAGAAAAAGAAAAAGCAUGA